Molecule: messenger RNA, 2733 nt
Organism: Condylura cristata (star-nosed mole)
Lineage: Eukaryota; Metazoa; Chordata; Mammalia; Eulipotyphla; Talpidae
Gene: MRM1
Product: mitochondrial rRNA methyltransferase 1 homolog (S. cerevisiae)
Exons: 5
Coding region: 150-1223 (357 amino acids)
Biological process (GO): rRNA methylation
Cellular component (GO): mitochondrion
Molecular function (GO): RNA binding; RNA methyltransferase activity
Source: RefSeq, a predicted model, not a curated record
UAUUCGGCUGCGGGGUUCUGGGCUGACUAGCUGUUCUUCUGAGGGGUCGGGGUGGGGGAGCGGUAGGGAGCCCCACACCCAUGCCGGGGGCCCAGAAACGGACCCUGGCGCGGUGACCGCUCCUGGGGACGCAGCAGGCGGCACUGAGCAUGGCACUGCUCGUGGUCCUGGGGGGUGAGACGUGGCGCAGCUCCGGUCGCCUGGUCGCAUGUCGUUUCUCUCGAGCGGCAUGUUAUGGGGUGAGGCCGGGCGGAGAGGAGCUGAGUCGCUUGCGACAGGAUGACCUGGCGCCCACCCCGCGGCCGGCUGGCGGACUGGAGCUGCUGUACGGCCUGUCCCCGUGCCUCCUGGCUCUGCAGGCCGGCCGCCGCCGCGUGGCGCGGCUCCUGCUCCAGGCCGGCAAGUCCGGACUGCAGGGGCAGCGAGCGCAGCUGCUUCGGGCCGCCGAGGCCCGGGACAUCCCAGUGCUGCGGCCCAGAAGACAGAAGCUGGACGCCCUGUGCCGCUACCAGGUCCACCAAGGCGUCUGUAUGGAAGUGAGCCGGCUGCGGCCCCGCCCCUGCACUGAGGUCGCUGUGGCGAAGCCAAGUGACGACCCCCAGCAACUGUGGCUCAUCCUCGAGGGGCUUCAGGAUCCCCGGAAUCUUGGGGCUGUGCUGCGCUCUGCUCACUACCUCGGAGUGGAUAAGGUCAUCACUAGCCAGAGAAACAGCUGCCCGCUCACUCCUGUAGUCAGCAAGGCCAGUGCGGGGGCUAUGGAGGUGAUGGACGUGUUCUCCACCGACAACCUGGCCGGUUUAUUACAGGCCAAAGCCCAGCAAGGCUGGCUUGUAGCUGGCACGGUGGGCUCCCUGGACACUGGGGUUUACCACCCCUCUAAGAUCCCCAUCACAAGUUGCUUGGAGUUCCUGUGGGACCGGCCUACUCUCCUGGUGCUGGGGAACGAGGGCUCGGGUCUGUCCCCAGAGGUGCAGGCCUCCUGCCAGCUUCUCCUUACCAUCCUGCCUGGACGGCAGCUGCCCCCUGGAUUCGAGUCCUUGAAUGUUUCUGUGGCUGCAGGAAUUCUUCUUCACUCUAUUUGCAGCCAGAGAAAGGGUUUUCCUGCAGAAGGGAAGAGAGGACAACUUCUCCAAGAAUCCCAAGAGCCCUCAAGGACAUGUGAAAGGCCCAGGGACCCUGGACUGUCUUCCAGUUCAGAAAAAGAGAGGCAAGAUGGGGGCUGACCUGGACUGUGCCAGGUCAUGUGCCAGAGGGCACACAUCCACACGCUGAACGCGCCAGUCUCUUGCUUGAGUGUGAACCCAGGUCCCUGUUUCUUAGCCACUGCCUGGGGUAGAGACCAGGGGAAGUUCAAUCUACUGUUUUAAUUUUGGAGAAGCUGUUAGAGAUGCUAGCGCCUUAAUUUCCAGGAUGUGCUAGGAUAUAGGGCCUCUUUCCCCCAGAAAGUCAAGGGAAGUCUAAAUGUUGUAAGGUAAUCGGGCAGCCCGAUCCAAGGGUCCUGUCCUCUUGAAUCGACGUGAGACGUAGAGGGGGCUGCUGGCCCUUGAGUGGGCCAGGCAGGUGCAAAUCCAUGCUCCAGCCCUGCCCUGCUGCAAGGUCUUCAGUACAAAGCUUCAUCUUUGCAUGUCUCAGGGCCCAUAGGUGUCUGCCUCUCCCUCACAGGCAGUGGCUAGGAUCAAGUAAAACCACCUAGAGUUCAGCGGCAGUCAGCCCUCCUGGCCUUCUGUCCGAGUCUUCCAGUAGAUGGCAGCCUUGCUCUUUGGUCCAGAUGUGGUGCAGCCUCAUUCACAGCUGCAGCCCCUCAAGAGGGAAGGGUAAGAGGAAGGACACCCCCCACAGCCCUCCAGUGCCUCCCACUGGUGACACAAUCAAUCACCUCCUAGGGCAAAAUGUGGAACCAGAGCCCUGGCCUUUGAUUCAAUGAGGUGGUGGGGACAGAGCUGCUGUUUGUUACGCAACCCAGACAGAUUUGGCCCUCCCCAGUGUCCCACAGAUGCAUCAGAAGCCUCCAGUAUAAGUAGUUGAGAGAAGUUUGACUCUCUCUGGUACCACAUGGCAGGAUUUAAAAAACAAACUCUGGGAACCGACUCCCAGAGUGUCUGGCAUAAUCGGUAAGGGCACCACACGGUGUCAGGAAUUUUGAAACCCUCCACUCUCCUUCCCUGAAGGGCCUAAAGUGCAGCCCAGGCUGAGAACCUCUGGAGGGGGUUUCUCAGCCUCAGCCUUGUUGACAUUUUGGGCCAGGUCAUUCUUUGCUGUGAGGGCUGUGCCGUGCAUUUUAGGGUGUUCAGUGCCAUGCCUGGCUUCUAUCCACAGGAUGCCAGAAGUAGCCCUCUUGUCCCUGUGUGGCAACCAAAAAUAUCUCCAGACAUUGCCAAAUGUCCCCUGGGGCACAGAAUCACCUAGUUGAAAACUGCUUUGGAGAGCGUGGGUCGGGAGGACAGACACCCUAAAUGCACAGCCUGGCUGCUGUGUGUCCUGGGCAAGUUCCUUAAUGUCUUGAGUCUCAGGGCCCCUGUCAAGGAGGCAGAGCGACUAUCCUGAGUAGCUGACAGGAUAUCGAGGUGAUUAGCACCCAGUUCCUCACGUAUAGUAGGUACUCAGUAAAAUGCCUCCCUUUUCUGUUGAAUGGGUUGAUCUUGGAAUUUGAACGAUACCAAUUUAAGAAGACAUUUAAAUUUGCUUCAAAAGGGCAUGAGAUUACUUAUUUGGUUUUGUUUGUUGGUCUUUGUG